Cryptomeria japonica (Japanese cedar) is the source of this 1274-nucleotide messenger RNA. RefSeq lists its product as uncharacterized. The record is from RefSeq and is a predicted model, not a curated record. Gene Ontology annotation, biological process: peptidoglycan turnover. Lineage: Eukaryota; Viridiplantae; Streptophyta; Pinopsida; Cupressales; Cupressaceae. Gene Ontology annotation, molecular function: hydrolase activity, hydrolyzing O-glycosyl compounds. Gene Ontology annotation, cellular component: outer membrane. The transcript is spliced from 6 exons. The coding region runs from base 326 to 958 and encodes 210 amino acids.
GAAUGAAAGAAUGGACAUAUAUUGUGUACAUAUAAAUAAAAAAAGAAAAAAUAAUAAUCGAUAGAAACACUUUCGGAGGGAAAUGUAAAAGGCAACCGGUUGCACGCGACGAGAUCUUACAGAAAUGCUUUAGGUUCCCUCAAAGUAGGUGCGUGACAAGCUUCGAAAAGGCGACACAAUCUUUUAUGGUCGACUGUCACCACUGGAGCUCGUUCCAAAAGGCUCUUCUGUUUUAAAAAUUAAAAUAUCUCUCCAACUGUCAUGGAAUCAAAGAAAUCGUAGGAGGCGAGUGCUAUAUUGAGUCAAUUGAACAAUCAGGGCAGGGAUGCCUCCUUUCACGAGGGAGAUCGAGUGUACUGCUUACUGCAGCUGUGGCUACUGUUGCAAUUGGGAAUGGGGAUUGGCAUUACCGGGACCAUUUUAUUUGGGCUUCUCGCCAUCUUGGUGUCCUGUGCACCUAAGGAAACGAAACAAAGGGUACAUUGAAAAACAAUUACCUUUGUUUGCAAGAUAUUGGACAGCAUCAACUUUGACUGGAUCACCUUACUAUGGUUUAACUGCUGAUGGCAGUGUUCCUGCUCAGGCCAGACCACCAAUAUUCUCAAAGAUGAGCUUAAUGCAGUAUAAUAAGUUGCCAAGUCGAAUAUUGCUUCCGUGGCGAUUUUUCCCAAGACAUGGAACAAUAGCUGCAGAUACAGAUUUCUACCCAUUUGGAACGAGGAUGUUCAUCUCUGGAUAUGGCUGGGGAGAGGUUGAAGACCGAGGAUCUGCAAUCAAAGGCCCUGGAAAAAUUGACCUUUAUCAUUGUUCUCAUAAAGAAGCUUUAAAAUGGGGACGGCAAAAGCUUCAGGUGGUAGUUGUACUCCCUGGACAGAGUACCCUCGACAGUUUGAAAAUUCCAAGACCAAUCAAGGAUGUACUUAAGGGGCUAAAUUGGCUGCGAAAUCUUUUUGUUUAACAUCUCAUUUAUCUCAUCAUGUGCUUUUCUUGUCUUGUACAGAACUCUUCGUUUAAAUCUUAUCAUUCAAGUAUGAUUACUAUUUUGAUACCAUAUUUUCAUGCACAAUGGGAAAUAAAUAAAUUCAAAAUUGGUCUCUGAAGAUCUGAGAAAUGACUUGACUAUUUGGCCUCUGUAUAACAUGAAUCCUAUUUCUUCCCAUGAUCCAACCAAGAUAAGUUCAAGCAAUUUUAUUGUAUUUGUUCUAGGAGAAAACAUAUGAGAAUUGUUUCUUUCUAGUGUGUUAUCAUAUUCAAGAUAGAUAUGGUUUUAUGUA